Molecule: messenger RNA, 1426 nt
Organism: Momordica charantia (bitter melon)
Lineage: Eukaryota; Viridiplantae; Streptophyta; Magnoliopsida; Cucurbitales; Cucurbitaceae
Product: gibberellin 3-beta-dioxygenase 1
Source: RefSeq, a predicted model, not a curated record
AUGUGCACAGAAACAAGCCCUUUGUUCAUUCAUGAUUAAAAGAAAAGAAAAUUUUGUUUGGUAUUUCUGAGUCAUUGCAUUGAAAUUGCCACACCACAACCCCCAUUUGUUUGCCUUUAAUUUGUUUGCUUCUGUGUUUUGUCCCUUUCUUCAGCCUCAUAUCCAAUUUCUCCAUUAAAACAGACACCACUUUGUCCAAAAUUUGCCACCAUUUUUAACCUAAUCUUCAUCUCCUUUUCUGUCUCUCAAAAUUAAAAACUUUUUAAAAACCCCCUUACAUUUCUUUCUGCCUUCCAAAACAAAUACAAUGACCACUCUCUCUGAAACCUAUCGAGACCACCCUCUGCAUCUCCAGCACAUCGUCCCUCUCGACUUCGCUUCGUUUCGGGCCGUCCCUGACUCCCAUGAAUGGCCUCGGUCGGCCUCUUCUUCUCAUGGGCUUCGUACGAAUGGAGAUGUUUCGAUUCCCACCAUCGAUCUAGCAGACCCCGAUGCAGGUGUGUUGAUUGGCAAUGCGUGCGAGACCUGGGGAGUGUUCCACUUGACGAACCAUGGCGUGCCGAUGAGCCUGAUGGAGAGAGCCGAGGGCGAGGCGGGGCGGCUGUUCAAUCUCCCGAUGAGACGGAAGCUGAAGGCGCUGCGGGCUCCGGACGGCGCAGCCGGGUAUGGGUUGCCUAGAAUAACGCCGUUCUUCUCUAAGUAUAUGUGGCAUGAGGGAUUUACUAUUAUGGGGCCUCCGGUUGACCAUGCUUCACAACUUUGGCCUUCAAACUACAAACCAUUCUGCGAUGUCAUGGAAGAAUAUCAGACAAAAAUGAAGGCCUUAUCGGAGCGAAUUAUAAAUCUAAUCUUCAACUUCCUGAAAAUUCACGACGCCGGAACCAUGACGUGGCUCCAUUCCGCCGGCGCCGGCGAAUCCUCCGCCAGCAGCACCGCCCUGCAACUGAACUGCUACCCGCCGUGCCCCGACCCGACCCGAGUCAUGGGCCUGGCCCCGCACACCGACACGUUCCUGUUGACGAUCCUCCACCAGAACCGCACGUGCGGCCUCCAGAUCUUCAAGGACGGCGUCGGCUGGGUACCGGUGGCGCCGGUCGCCGGUGCACUCGUGGUCAACGUCGGCGACCUCUUCCACAUCCUGUCCAACGGGAUGUUCCCGAAUGUUCUCCACCGGGUCGUCGUCGACCCGACCCGCCGCCGGUUGUCUCUGGCGUAUUUCUACGGGCCGCCGCCGGAAUUCUGUGUUUUUCCGUACUGUAAAUCGUUGAAGGAUCCGCCGCAGUACCGGCCGGUGGUGGUGAAGGACUACGUCCGGUUGAAGGCCAAGAAUCUCGACAAUGCGCUCUCUAUGAUCAAAAUAUGAAUUAGGUUUAAAAUUUGAGUUUAAAUUUUAUUAUUGUAAUAGUAAUAAUAAUUUGAUCAUAUA